Aspergillus clavatus NRRL 1 is the source of this 1068-nucleotide messenger RNA. RefSeq names its product putative Hsc70 cochaperone (SGT). The coding region runs from base 1 to 1068 and encodes 355 amino acids. The transcript is spliced from 3 exons. Gene Ontology annotation, molecular function: protein binding; molecular adaptor activity. The record is from RefSeq and is a predicted model, not a curated record. Gene Ontology annotation, biological process: post-translational protein targeting to endoplasmic reticulum membrane. Gene Ontology annotation, cellular component: TRC complex; membrane. Lineage: Eukaryota; Fungi; Ascomycota; Eurotiomycetes; Eurotiales; Aspergillaceae.
AUGUUGAUGAUUGAUCAUCACGCUCCCAAUGAGUCUCAGAAGCGCCUGGCGCUGGCAGUUAUCGACUUCCUGGGCUCCAGCUUGAAGGAUGGUACCCUGACCGCCGAUGAUGCUGAGUCCAUCGAAAUUGCUCAGUCGUGUAUCGCGGAUACUUUCAAGGUCGACCCCUCCGACGAGGCCGCAGUUAAGGAUGCUCUUGGCGGGCAAUCGCUAGCAAGCAUCUUCAGCGUCUACGAGAAGCUCCGCAAGAAGCCUUCGGCGGAAUCUACUGGCGCUGGUACGCAGGCCAAGAGCGCUGAGGCCGAGAAGCCCAAGGCCGGUGCGCCCACUGCCGAAUCCGACAAGCUGAAGUCAGAGGGAAAUGCCGCCAUGGCGCGCAAGGAAUACAGCAAGGCCAUCGAUCUGUAUACUCAGGCCCUAUCCAUCGCUCCAUCAAACCCGAUCUACCUCUCGAACCGCGCAGCUGCCUACUCCGCCUCCGGUGAACAUGAGAAGGCAGCAGAGGAUGCGGAACUCGCCACCGUCGUGGACCCCAAGUAUUCCAAGGCUUGGAGCCGUCUCGGUCUGGCACGUUUUGAUAUGGCGGAUUACCACGCAGCUAAGGAAGCUUACGAGAAGGGUAUUGAGGCGGAGGGUAACGGAGGCAGUGAUGCGAUGAAGAGAGGCCUCGAGACUACUACGCGGAAGAUCGAGGAGGCCAACCGCGGAGCUGAGCCUCCUGCGGAUGAUGUUGAUGAUGCCGCUGGAGCGUCGCGCGGCGCUGGUGGCAUGCCUGACCUGUCAUCGCUCGCCAGCAUGCUCGGUGGAAGAGGUGGCGGUGGCGGCGGUGGCAUGCCCGAUCUCAGUUCGAUUAUGAGCAACCCCAUGUUCGCGAGCAUGGCCCAGAACCUGAUGAGCAACCCAGAUAUGCUGGGCAAUCUCAUGAGCAACCCCCAAUUGAGACAGAUGGCUGAGAACUUCGGCAGUGGUGGUGGCAUGCCCGAUAUGUCUAGCUUGAUGAGCGACCCGAGCAUCGCAGAAAUGGCUCGGAAUAUGAUGGGCGGUGCUGGUCGUGGUGGACAACAGUAA